Neodiprion virginianus is the source of this 2777-nucleotide messenger RNA. RefSeq names its product DNA/RNA-binding protein KIN17 (gene kin17). Gene Ontology annotation, biological process: DNA replication; DNA damage response. Lineage: Eukaryota; Metazoa; Arthropoda; Insecta; Hymenoptera; Diprionidae. Bases 238 to 1443 code for a protein of 401 amino acids. Gene Ontology annotation, cellular component: nucleus. Gene Ontology annotation, molecular function: double-stranded DNA binding. The record is from RefSeq and is a predicted model, not a curated record. The transcript has a single exon.
GACUGUGUCGUUCUGUGUUGUUGUUGGAAAGCUCCCAUUGUAUACUCGUCGCUCUUGUGAAAACAACAUUUCAUAAUACAGGCGCCUGGUGUACCAGAACACAGUAACCUCAAAAUCUUGUGUUGACGUAAGGAAAUCAGCGAGAAAUCAAUCUACGCAAUAAGCGAAAAAUGGUGUAUAUUGAGUAACCUCAUUGCGUUGAUAAACUCUCAUUGUCAUAAAUAGUCACAAAUCAAAAUGGGUAAACACGAAGUUGGGACACCAAAAUACAUUGCGAACAAGAUAAAAGCUAAGGGAUUACAAAAGCUAAGAUGGUACUGUCAAAUGUGUCAGAAACAAUGUCGCGACGAAAACGGCUUCAAGUGCCAUACGAUGUCGGAGUCACAUCAGCGGCAGCUAUUGCUGUUUGCCGAUAACGCUGGCAAAUACAUGGAUGAAUUUUCCCGAGAAUUUUCCCAGGGAUAUGUAAACUUACUUAAGCGUCAAUUUGGCACAAAGCGAGUCCCAGCCAACAGAGUUUACCAAGAUUACAUAGCUGACAGAGAUCACAUACACAUGAAUGCGACAAAGUGGUUGAGUCUAACAGGCUUCGUUAAAUGGUUAGGUCGAAGUGGUCAAUGCGUAGUAGAUGAGACUGAGAAGGGAUGGUUUGUAACAUACAUCGAUCGGGAUCCUGAAACACUUGCGGCGCAGGAAAAAAAGGCUAAAAAGGAAAAAAUGGAUAAAGAUGACCAGGAACGCAUGAUGGAUUUCAUUGAGAAGCAAGUUGAACGUGGUCGUCAAGAGACGGAUGAAGAUUCAAGCGAAUUCAAAAAGCCACUAGAAAGACCGGAACAGGAUAAGCCUCUUGUUCUAGAACUGAAACUAAAACCUAAGCCUGUGCCUGUGGUAGGGCCCAGUGUUAGUUUUACAUUUGACAGUAAGUUAAAAAAGAAAAGAGGAAACUCGGGAGCUGACGAGCAGUUGUCAGAGUACGAGUACGAGUCCAAUAAAAAAAUUAAACGCGAACAACGCGACGAGAAGAACGAAAAGAAGAAGGAUGCUACUGAUAUUAAAAGUGAUAAGGAAGAAGGAUGGUUGCGAGCUGGAUUAGUGGUGAAAGUAGUUACAAGAUCACUAGGAGAAAAAUACCACCGGGCCAAAGGUGUUGUGCAAUUGCCAGAAGAUAAAUCUCCUUGCUGUAUUGCACGGGUAAAGCUCACAAGCCCAACUGAAGUCAAGGACCACGUAUUAAGAUUGGAUCAAGAACAUCUGGAAACUGUUAUACCGGCAAUUGGAAAGCCGGUAACAAUUCUGCGAGGGAAAUUUCAAGGAACGAUGGCUGCACUGAGAAAAGUUCGUCUUGAAGAAUUUAGUGUCGAUGUAGAAUUGCUUGAACGUGAUAAAGGGCUACUUGUUAAAAGAUUACCCUACGAGGAUGUCUGUAAAUUCAGUACUUCGUGAGAAUAUUUAUAUUGUUAAUUUUUCCCCUGAUAUAUUUGAUUUCAUUUUGAGUUGAGCUAUGCCUUAUAUAGACUAAUUGCUCUGCAUCUUGAAAAAUGUAAAUAAUUGUAAUUAUUCAAAUUUGAUAAGUAAAGGCCGAAUGUUACUUCUGCAAGAACGGUAAUAAGUGUUUUUAAUUUGCGUACCAGUACUUCAUGAAGCAAUCUACUUGCGGUAAAACUUCCGCAUUAUUUAUUUCGCUUCAAUCUUUAUUCUCAUUAAUCACAUUGGAGUACAUCUAAUCAUAAUAUUGAUCUUCCAAACACACCACCGACAGUUCAGAAUACUUCACAGCCUCAGCAAUACGGUUCUGUAUAAGAAAACACAAAGGCUCGUUCCAGUGAUUCUUAACUUGGCAACCAAGAAUGAUACCUCACAGGAUCAUGAAAACAAUAUGUAGGAAAUAACAAAGCGAAUACUUGGAUAACAUGGGAGAGGUGAGCAUGGUGGGCAGCAAGGAUGUCCAGUUGGCGGUGGCGGAGGGCAACGUGGCGGCGAUGGUGGUGGCAGAGGACAAGGGCAACAAGGUCCCGGGAAAAUGGGUGGGCAGCAUGGCUUUGGUGGGCGGCAAACUGGUCUUUGGGGUGGUAGAAUGCAGGGUACCUCUUCUAUGCGAGGAGGUAACAUUAUUGAGCAGGAUGGCGGUGUCGGAACAUGCCGACACUUGCUGAAAAUUCAAUAUGUUAAUAUAGGUAUGUAUGUUUCUAAACAUGGUAACACCAAAUCUUGUUAUUGUUAUAGACAUAACUUACCAGCAGUCGAUUGCACAAAUCAAGUAUUUCAGUUCUUCCAUUUCAUUCCAACAAGCAAUUUUGUGAGAUUGAUUUUUAUUACACAUUGCAAAGAAUAAGUUUAUAAAGAUAAGAACGAAACUGGAGACAAAGCAACAGAGGUAAUAACGGUUACUUGGAAUUUCUUUUACAGGUUCCAGUCGAAACUAAAAUUUGUUCAUUUUGGGUUAACGAAGAGAGGAGAAAUAAGUCAUAUAUGAAUAAAAAAUGAAGAUAAAUCAGUUGUUAUCCUAGUUGUUGGGUGUCAUUUUGAACUUUUAACUUACAAGCUUUUCUAAGGUUUCGAUGCUGACUGGCAUUUGUGUUUCCCUAUUCCAAUCAAACGAUAGAGCCAGUUGCAGAGUUUCUCAAAAUUUAUUAUAUCCCAGUUAUUAACACACCUGAGUAACAAAAGCAUUUAAUUAUUUCUGAACUCUAAUGUUUGCAAGUUCUCAUUUGCAUCAACCAUUUGCUAAAUCUGAAAGUUCAUAUUUUAAAUUCUAGUAAAUUUUUACGUUACCAGCA